Messenger RNA from Amaranthus tricolor (Joseph's coat), 3202 nucleotides. RefSeq lists its product as uncharacterized. The record is from RefSeq and is a predicted model, not a curated record. Gene Ontology annotation, molecular function: RNA binding. Gene Ontology annotation, biological process: DNA-templated transcription termination; regulation of DNA-templated transcription. The transcript has 8 exons. Gene Ontology annotation, cellular component: chloroplast. NCBI's taxonomy places the organism in Eukaryota, Viridiplantae, Streptophyta, Magnoliopsida, Caryophyllales, Amaranthaceae. The coding region runs from base 1907 to 2866 and encodes 319 amino acids.
AACUAUACCUCAUAUAAUUUCUCUUUUUCCAUCACAUAUAUAUCAAAUAAAUGUACAAAUUUAAGAUCAUGUUAUUACUUUUUUUUCCUUCAUUGUUUUUUUUGAUGUUUUUCCCUAAUGGGCUACUUGUAUGGGCUCAUCUCACGGCGAGACGGUCUCAUACAUUUGCUAUAAUGAUAAGGUACAAAAGUAUAAUUAAAGAACAAUUUUUAAUAAUAAGGAUUAACUUAUUUUGGGUAUGUUCAUAAAUUGAGCCCUAGACGAUUGCACAUUAAAACUAACCCAAAAAAUGACCCUCAUAAUUAUCAGCAUGGUAAUUGAGAGUUUGAGACGAUGGGAGUAUUGCCUAGCUUUCCCGUAGCCGAAGCAAAGGUAUUGGCUGUUUUACGUCUUUCAUGGAGCCGAAAGAUGGCUCUGUCCCAUAAACCCGUCAUCAAAUAUGUUGAUCGGAAGUUUCUCAAAGUUUUUCAUCAUUUGGAAGUUUCACGGGAUCAAUUUUUCAAUUAUAAAUUAUAGAAAGGAGUAUUUUUUAUUUUUUUUCUUAUUUUGCCUCCUUUUCGUAAAUUAGAAGUCAGUUUGUUGAAUACAAGGUCUUACAUCAAUCAGUAAAUGUAACACGGAUUUGAAAAUUUGGAUAUCUAAUACGGAUUUGAAUAUCAAAUUUUUGAGAAUCGCAUAUAAGAAUAUUGGAUAUUUUUUAAAUGAUUGGAUAUCGAAUAUCGAAUAUCGAAUAUUCGACAUUAUUUUGGAUAGUCAAAGAAGGAGAUAGCAGAUGUCAGCAGGCAAAAGCUAGGUCUAAUAAACUAGGCAUGGACGAAGAUAAAGGUUAGCAAGCUCGUGAGGAAGAUGAAGCGGAGUUGAAAGUGUUUCUAUGCAUGCCUAACUAUUUUGUUAUGUUGUAUGAUUGUUUUGUUUAUGUAACCAUGCUUGGGCCAUUGGCAAUAGUUGAAUUUAAGAAAUGAUCAUCAACCCAAACAAUUGAAUAAGGAGAAGUGGUAAUCCACUUACAAACUUACGAGAUUCACCAGUAAAAUAAAUUCGUAGUAAUAGGAAUUAUUCUUCAAGUUUACAGAAUGAUAUAGUGUUUUCUCUUUCUCCGAUAUGUGACAAUGUAUAUGUGGUGCGAUAAUAAUAAAGAGUUCAACAAAACUCAAAAUUUCAAAUGCAAAGAAAACUGAGUUUGAGAUAGUCUUAUAGCGGACAAAUAUCAAGACGGACAAACUUGGAUAAAAUGAAAAAAGUUGACUAAACAAUAAAAUUGGUGGACAAACAAAAAGCAAAAACACAAUCUAAUAGCUGGGUGCUUAUCUUUUUCACCUUUGUAAUAAGAAUUCAAUUCUCACCAUUUAUCGAACAAAUUAAUUGUCUCCACUUGUCUUUUACGACGAUUCUCUAGAAAUGGGAGUGUUUGGUUAAAUAACUUAUUAGACAAUUUCAGCUUAUUUUGAUUGAAACAACUUAUUGUUGUAAAUAUAAGCUGUUUGAACAAGUUGUUUAUAACAGCGAAUUUAAAAUCAAUUAGUCAAACCAACCAAUGUAAUUAACAGCUAACAACUAACAACUAACAACUAUUAGCUGUUUGCCAAACAUUCAAUUGUCCCAAAAUUAUUAUUUUUUUAGUUAGUGCCGUAAUUGACUAAAGAUUUGGGCUUGGGAUAUUUGUCCCCCAGGUAAGGGUAUGCCCGUUGUGGUGAUGAAGAUAACUGAUAAGUCUCCUUUUUUUUCUGCACUUUGCUGUUUGCCUGUUACACUCCUUGCUAGUUGCUACUCUCCGCCUUCACACGCCAGCGGCUAACCCAGUUUCAUUCCCAACUUCCCUUUCUAUCUUUACUAACCGUUGGUUGAAGAGCAGAAAAACGGAACUGCGAACUGUUGGCCUUGCUAUAUCUGGAAUUAGUAUAGGAGGAUGGAGGGAAGACCCGUGGUACUGAGUCAUUGUAGUAGCAGUAUAAAUUGCUCAAACUUACUGUCGAGUCUUCAUGACCGUCUUUCAGUUUCUUGGUGUCCUCAUCGACGAACUUCAGUUCCUUGCCUCAGUUCUAGUUCUAAUAGAAGUAGUGCAAGCAGCAAUUGUAGGCAUCCAAACAACUCAAAGCCUUGGUUGAGAAGACAGAUUAGAAACCAGAUUCUUGUACCCGGAGUUGGAGGUGGCGGUGAGGGUGGAACAACCGUUCUUAAGGAGAUUGAAACUACAUCCUCAACCUCAGAGAGUGGUAAAGAUGAUACCUAUACAUUGCCCAGAAUUGACAAGAAUGGAAGGUUUUGCAGUCCGAGAGCUGCCCGGGAGCUUGCCUUGUUGAUGGUAUAUGCUUCAUGUUUAGAUGGGCAUGAUCCAGUUCGUUUGUUUGAGAAGCGAAUGAAUGCUCCUAAAGAAUCCGGGUACGUUUUUGACAAGAGCUCCUUACUCCGAUAUGAUCACACGAGAUUUGGAGGACCCGCUGUUACCACCUCCACCAUUGAGGAAGCUGAUCAACUUCUUAGUGAACUUGAAGAAGAAUCAGCUAUUGAGGAAGAAGUUCUUUCAGCUCCUCUGAAGUUGGUGUAUAGCAAACUGCUACUGAGAUUCACGAUGAAACUGUUGGGUGCCGUAGUAGAUAGAUGGGAUAAUCAUGUCCUAGUGAUUGACAGAGUAGCACCAUCAAGCUGGAAGAAUGACCCAACUGGACGAAUUUUGGAGUUCGCAAUUCUUCAUUUAGCAAUGUCUGAAAUAUCUGCUCUAGGAACACGACAUCAAAUUGUCAUCAACGAGGCUGUGGAUCUUGCAAAACGGUUUUGUGAUGGUUCAGCACCUCGCAUCAUAAAUGGUUGUCUAAGAACUUUUGUCCAAGAUCAAUCAUUAAGUGCUAUCCGUGAGCAAACUGCAUGAAGAAUCCGUCGAAAGGGUGCACCGACUCUCAUUGAAGGUGAAGUGGAACUGCUCAUCGAACAAACUUGUAUAGCAGAUAGUUGCAUGAGGAUUUUGUCAUUCGAGACAUUAAUUUGUAGUUUUCCGUUCUUCCUCUGUAGAAUGUUACAGAUCUUCUCAGCAAAUUUCAAUGUUAUAUAAUGAAACAGAAUGAUAAGCAUAUAGUAUAUAUAUAUAGUCUAUAUAGUUCAGUUCGGAGAAUUCUGAAUUCUCCCCAUCAAUGGGAUCUCGAAAACAAACUGUAUUUUAAUGUAAUGCAAUAGGCUUUGUUAUGGAAUUAAGCAGAUUUAUCAGUUU